This is a messenger RNA of Girardinichthys multiradiatus, 2435 nucleotides long. Its product is annotated as dual specificity protein phosphatase CDC14AB-like. Gene Ontology annotation, biological process: cilium assembly; protein dephosphorylation; microtubule cytoskeleton organization. NCBI's taxonomy places the organism in Eukaryota, Metazoa, Chordata, Actinopteri, Cyprinodontiformes, Goodeidae. Gene Ontology annotation, molecular function: protein serine/threonine phosphatase activity; protein tyrosine/serine/threonine phosphatase activity. The transcript has 14 exons. The record is from RefSeq and is a predicted model, not a curated record. Bases 326 to 1780 code for a protein of 484 amino acids. Gene Ontology annotation, cellular component: centrosome; spindle pole; nucleolus.
UGUUCUGGAAUAUUUUUCAACUUUUGUAAAUUGUAAAGCAGAGAGAAGACUGAAGUUCUAUCUGACAUUGGAGACUUUAUUUGAGGCAUCAGAACAUAUUGAAUUGGACAACAUUUUCGGGAGUUGAUAUUAUCAGUAGUGUUAGGGCUGGAUCCACGCAGUGACACCAAGGUGGGAUAACGGAUCAUGCUCCGCACAGCUUUUUGGCCACAUCACAGGUGGUGUAAUACUAUCUAAAUCAGAUAGAGAAAUAAUUCAUUUUACAAUAAACUGGACCAGAGGCUCAGCCAGAGACCACUGAGAGCAACACUUUCUAACAAGUCAAAUGGCAGAGGAAUACGAACAGGCAGAAUUUAUCAAAGAUCAGCUAUACUUUGCUACUCUUCGUGUCAAACCAAAGAACACUGCAAACACACACUUCAGCACAGAUGAAGAGUUCAUCUAUGAGAGUUUCUAUGCAGACUUUGGACCCCUUAAUCUUGCCAUGCUCUACAAAUACUGCUGCAAACUCAACAAGAAGCUCAAGUCCUUCACAAUGUCUAAAAAGAAACUGGUCCACUACACCAGCUAUGACCAGAAGAAGAGAGCCAAUGCUGCUUUUCUCAUCACUGCCUACUCUGUUAUCUAUUUGAAAAGGAGUCCAGAUGAAGCCUACAGGACUCUAAUUUCAGGAAAUAAUACAGCCUACCUGCCAUUCAGGGAUGCAGCAGUGGGAGAGUGUACCUUCAACCGCACUGUCUUGGACUGCUUACAGGGAUUACGUAAGGCAUUACAGCAUGGCUUCCUGGAUUUUGAAACUUUCAGUACUGAAGAAUAUGAACAUUAUGAGCGAGUUGAAAAUGGAGACAUGAAUUGGAUCCUCCCAGGAAAGAUUCUGGCAUUCAGCAGCCCUCAUGCUCGAAACAAGGUAGAGAAUGGUUAUCCUCUCCAUGCACCUGAGACGUAUUUUGAAUACUUCCGCCAAAACAAUGUGACUGCUGUGGUUCGCUUGAACAAGAAGUUGUAUGAGAGCAGACGGUUUGAGCAUGCAGGAUUCGAACACCAUGAUAUCUUCUUCAUGGAUGGCUCGACACCCUCUGACCUGAUCAUUAGACGCUUCCUGCAUGUGUGUGAAAGCACAGAAGGAGCUGUAGCCGUGCACUGUAAAGCUGGCUUGGGGCGUACAGGCACCCUGAUCGCCUGCUAUCUGAUGAAGCACUUUCGGUUCACCGCAGCUGAGGCUAUUGCUUGGAUCAGAAUCUGCCGACCUGGGUCAAUAAUCGGUCCCCAGCAGAACUUCUUAGAAGAGAAACAACACAGCUUGUGGGUACAGGGAGACGUGUAUCGCUCCAAACAGAAACUCGCCCAGCAGAGGUUCAAUCGGCAGCACCAGCAUCGACAGCUGCCCCAUCUGCCCAGCUCUGACCCGGUAACACAGGGCAAACAAGAAGCAAUGUCACAUCUAGUGUCAAGCAUGAAUGAUCUGUCAAUCAAAACCACUCUGUGCAAAUCCUACAGUUUGGAUGAAAGUAACUGUAAAGAAACCAGUCUAACCCAGGGAGACAAUCUAAGAGCCCUGAAAGGAAAACGGACACCAGGGUCAGCUUCUUCCUCCUCCAGGUUGAACACAUCAAAGGCGUCCCACUGUUCCAUCGUCCCUCCCCCUAAGUUACCUAAAAUCACCCUUUCACUCCCUCCAUCUUCUUCUAAGAAGCUUAUACGAGGCUCCUCCACCGUCACACAGAUCAAGAGCCCCUUCAGCCUCAGUCUAUUUAACACCAGGCCUGCACUGAUUUACUGAACUCAACCUGAAGAAUAAUGUUACAGUUCUGACAGUGAACACAUCACAAAACUGGAUCCGCAAGAAUCUGGGAAGGCCUUAAACAUCGUUAGCAUAAGGUUUAUAUGUAAUUAAAAGACAUCAUUGUUUUGUGAGAACGUUCCAUUAACAGUUCAGAUGAUAAGAAUUGUUUUCAUAAAACGGAGCACUUUCCCUCCAUUACCAAUGAACAGCUAGUGGUUUUACACUGAACUUUAAAACCUCAAUCUACUGUGACACUGACCAUGACAUCUGGACUGCUGCUAUAAAGCCUCUCCAUUCCUCCAAGUGCUCACAGAAACUUCAGUGGAGCUCAAAAACAACACAACUGAAACCUCCCAACUUCUCCUGCAUCCAAUGUAGUGGACCAUUUCCACAAGUUGUCUUGUGUGUGCAUUGGUGAAUGUCACUCUAGUGUAAAAGCGCAAAAAUAACAACAAAAAAAACUUUUCUAAAUAAGUUUUAUUUUUUUAUUUUUUUAUGUUGGUUGAUGUCCUGGGACAUUUUAGGCACCCAACAGUUGUGAGUUGGGUUUGUGGACUUUGUUUUAGCAUUUGACAAUCCAAAGUUUCAAACAUGUUAAUCUGAUACAUUCAUGUCAAGACAAAUGUACAGGUCCUUCUCAAAAUAUUAGCAU